AUGUGUAAUAUAGUCGACAUCAAACUUGAGCUGAAAAAUUUAUUAAACCCCAAUGAAUUACAGUAUUCGUAUGUUAAAAUCAUAUUAAAAAUAGUUUUUUUUACUUUACAAUGUAUUUUUGCCAAAUUUUGCCAAAUAUAAUACAUUACACAAGUAAAUAUACAAAAAUGAUGACUAAACCGUUUCAGACAGCUGAUUGAAUCGUCGGAUCGUGAGCUCCAAAAUCUCCGUGCUAAUGCUGUGGAUUCCGAAAUCAUCAAAGGGCUUGAAGAUCGCUUGAAAAAUGCGAAAACCGACGCUGAAAAUGAGCGACAAAAGCUGGCCGAACUCCGAAGUGCCAAACAAUCGUUGGAAGACCGACUUCAACGCGCGGAGAAUGAGCUGAAAGGGUCGGCAGAUAAAUCAUCACGUCUUGAGGCAAAUUUGGCCAAAAUUUCGAGAGAUCUGGAAGCCGAAAAGGCUGCGAAAAUGGAAUUGGAAAAACUUUUUGCCCAAAAAAAUGAUGAUUUAGAAGAGGCGUUGGAAAGAGUCGCUGAAUUGACCGAUGAAUUGCGGCUCCUAGAAGAGGAUAAUAGCUCAAGUUCCAGCGCGAUUAACCAGAUUGCCAGCACGUUGCAGGUGGCUCCAGAAUCCUCAAAAAUCCUGGAGGAAUUGUCAAAAAGAGCGACUCGGCUGCGAACCUUGGAAUCCCAAGUUUCUGACGGUGAUAAUUCGAGGAGAAAGUUAGUGGAAGAACUGCAAAAUCAAAUUGAAAACUUGGAAAAAGAAAGGAAUGCGAAUUUGCGAGAGCUCAAAGAAGCUACAGCACGAUGCAACGAGCAUGUGGAGAAAGUUGAAAGUUUGGAAAAGGGGAACAAAGAAGAGUUGGUGCUGCUGAAAAAUGAGGUUAACAGGUGAGGAAAGGGCUUUAUUUUUUUGUACGAUCUAUGUACAGUGACGGACAUGAUCCAAUGGAAAAAACUAAAAUUUUGCAUCCAGGAUGUAUCAAAAAUGUGGCAAAAUCCCUCCCUCUCCAACUAAAAAAACUUCGUUUUUGAAAGGUUCUCUCACAAAAAGAGCGGGCGGGCUUUUGAAAUCAGAGUUUUUACACUUGGAGAGGGAGGUAUUUUGCUACAUUUUUGAUGCUUCCCGGAUGCAAAAUGGUGCGUUUUUUGCCACUAGAUCAGGUCCGCCACUGUAAAGGUAAUAGCAUGACUUCAAAAGGAAGAAAAUCAGGAUUUUUUUAAGGUUUAUCAGUCUGUCGGGAAAAUAAUGAGCAUUCUGUCGUAUCGACAAGAAAAAAUGUGUCGGGGCGAAAUCAAACUGCUUUGAACUUCAGCGACGCGAUUGGGGCAGCGACUUUGUGCUCACUAUUUUCCCGACAGACUGAUAUUUAUACAGGGUGGUUCAGCCGAAGCUUCCAACCUUAUUUCAAGUAUUUCUCCGCCAAUAAUGCACCAAUUGCUAUGAAAUUUUUAUCAAAUGGAAGCUGAGGUACCCCAUUUUUUGCCUACCAAAUACGGCGUGCCUGUGUUCAUGGAGGCCUCCUAUGUCAAAAAAAUAUUUCAGAAAAUUGAAGAAAAACAAGGAAUCUCGGAUCAUUAAUUUUUUGCAAAGUGCCACAGAAUUAUCGAGAUAGAAAAAUGACUUUUCUCUUCGAAAAAACAUUUUUCUUGAAAAAAACCUUCUCCGGGAAAGUUUUCUUUCGUGACUCGAUAAUUCAGCGACAUUUCGUCAAAAAUGAAUAGUCCGAGAUUCCUGGUUUUUUUCACUUUUUCUUUGACGUGCCCCCGUACCGACCUUUGACAUUUUCAAAAAAAAAUUUGAGCCCGAAAUCUGUGAAGUUUCGGCUGAAACUCUGUACUUUUUUUUGUUGAACCUUCUCAAAAAGAAACAUUCAAAAUCUCUUCAAAUUUUGUCCACAUACUCUUAGCGCAAAUCCGAAACUUUCAUCUUUAAAAAUUCCCGUUUGAAUUGCAUUAUCAUCACCACAACACUUUCCAUUCUUCAGGUUAAAAUCGCGCGAACUGGACCUGGAACAAGACCUGGACCGGUUCAAGCGCUCCGAGCAAGCGUUAAGUGAGCGUUUGCGCGCCGCCGAACAAGAGCUCUCGCGCUCGAGCACGGUGGAUGGGGCGGCCAUGGAGAAGAUCAGCAUGUUGGAGGCGGAUCUCGAGGAAAUGGGAAAACAAAAUUCGAUUCUGCGAGUAGUAUAUAAGGGCCCUAUGCCCCCUUUUUGCCCCCCUCCUCUGGAGGAGGGCAAAGACAGGCUACUCUAA
Molecule: messenger RNA, 2258 nt
Organism: Bursaphelenchus xylophilus (pine wood nematode)
Lineage: Eukaryota; Metazoa; Nematoda; Chromadorea; Rhabditida; Aphelenchoididae
Source: the annotation of a GenBank genome assembly